Molecule: messenger RNA, 4722 nt
Organism: Aplysia californica (California sea hare)
Lineage: Eukaryota; Metazoa; Mollusca; Gastropoda; Aplysiida; Aplysiidae
Product: mucin-17
Molecular function (GO): RNA polymerase II transcription regulatory region sequence-specific DNA binding; DNA-binding transcription factor activity, RNA polymerase II-specific
Source: RefSeq, a predicted model, not a curated record
AAUCGUCAACCUCAUUGGCUAUGAGCCUAAAGAUGUUCUGGGCCGCACCGUCUACCAGUUUCACUGCCCCCGUGAUGUCAUCAUGUGCAUGCACUGCCACCGAUCUCUCAUGACUAAUGGCAGUGUUAAGUCGACGUACUACAGAUUUCUGUCGAGAACAGGAGCUUGGGUGUGGCUUAUUACACAUGCGACCAUCGUCUACGACACGGCCCAGAAGCCACAGUACAUUGUGUGCAGAAACUAUGUUGUUACCCAUGAGGAAGCUGAGAGAGCUUUGUCCAGAGACAAGUCAGAGUUUAACAGGAUGAGAUGCCUGGGCUUCAGUCUGGAGACAGAGCUUCCUUUGCCCAAGUCUGUGACUGUCCCUAAGCAGCUGACCAUGGCUCAUUUCAGCCCAUUGAAACCGGUAGAUCCCCUCAAGCGUUUGGACAGUAUCUUCAGCAUACCUCCGGUUGAUGUUUCUAGCAAUCCUUACGUACGAAGAGGUCGCAAAUCCAUGAGAUUUGAGGAUGAUGAUUUUGAAAAUCCACUUGUUGAAUCCCGACAUGAAAGCCAGCGUUCAGACUGCAGUGAUUCUGUUAUAAGCAACUCUACUGUUGACUCAAUGCAGGCUUCAACUGGAGUCAGUGACAGCCCUGUGAUGAGUAUUCAGACGGACAGGCGUCUUUCUCAACUCUCUGACACCUUCUCAGCAUAUAGUGGUUCUUGUUGCAUGGACAUUGUUCCUUCAUCUGCUUCCACAAUGCUGACAGUUCCUCAAGACAGUGCAAUGAGCGAGACUGACCUGGGUACACUUGAUUUAGGUGAUGAGUAUACUCUCUCUCCUGAUUCGGACAUGAUUAUCACUCAGAGCGAUCUGUCAUCUGGAGGUCUUCAACCACUGAAGCUGCAGGAUCUUGGUCAAAGCCCCCGAAUGCAAAAUAAAACUAAUGUUUCUACUAGUGUUAAUGAUUCUCUCUCAAAUCUCAAUGUUAUGGCAUCAUUAAGCAGUAGUAUGAGUGUGGCAAAGGAAAAUGAUGUACUGAAUGCUCCAUUUCAGUCUAAUCAAAAUAUAGAUCCAAAUUCUAUGCUGUCAGAUUUUUCUUCUUUCAUCAUGCCAGAGCCAGGUCCCCAGAAUUUUGUGGAUGAUCUGUUUGCAGAAGAGACUAAUAUAGAGGGCAAUCUACAGAAUGUUCUUCCCAUGUCUGGAAAUAUGAACACCCAGCAUGGUGUUGGAACUGCUGACGAAGUCAACACCUCUGAAAGUUUCCCUGGUAAUUUUGACCUGAUGUGGCAGUCUACCCCGAGUGUGCAGGUCAGUAUUGGAGAAGAUUUUUCUGCUGGUCUCUCCUCCUCUCAAGAAGGGGCACAAAUUGCAGGAAAUGCAGUAACCUUAACUAGUAGUCCCAGCACCUCCUUGCACAACUCUCAGCUUCCACCUUCAAGCUUGUACUCAACACCGGGAGAAGUUGAAUCUUUUCUGUGUGGAAUCACUGAUAGAAUUACUCGAAAGUCUAUAGACUUCCCAUCUGUUUAUGGCCAGGAAGAAGUGGAGGCUGCUGACUUGCUAAAUGAGACUGAUGUCACAACAUUAUUGACAAAUAAUGGGUCUGACCCAUUUUUGAAUGGUAUGUCAAUGGAUACCUCCGAGUUCCCUACAGAUCUGGACACCAACUUCACUCUCAAAUCUACGAUUCCAUCUUGUCUUUCAUCCCAGAGCCCAUCUCUAAAUGAGAAAUCUUCUAUGAAUGCCAGUCAAGGUUCACCAGUGUCAAAGAUCACUUUCAUGUCCAGUUUUGAUCCCACUGUCAUGAACAGUAAUAAAUCAUCAAGGCCAAAUCAAUGUUCAACGCUUUGCUUUGGUGUUGGAGGAUCCAAUACCUGCAUUAAUAUAUGUACUCCCAGCUCAGGUUCUGUGAGCCAGGCUUCAGACAAUCAAUUCAUUCCUUCGCAGCAGACUUCAGCAUCACCUCCCAGAGCUUCCUUGGGUCUGGAAUAUGAGAGUGAAACUUUAAGAAGACAAUCUCUACUCCGAACUCUGUUAGAUAAGGGAGAAACAGUUCAAGGGCCAUUGACUCAUGAGGAAUGGAUUCUGACUCAGUCUCUUUCAAAGCAGAAUGAUCCAAAGAAAGACAAAUGUACAAAAAAUGAGCGUGAGGUGCAGGCAACUAGUAAACGACACAAGAUCGUCAAAAAUGGAGGUAGGAAGUCCACUGAACUUCCUCUGCCUCAGUCGUCCUCCUUGAGUUCCACAUCAAAAUUCCGGAAGGGUGGUUGUGAUGGCAAGAUGAAGACAAAGGAGUUGCCCUUACCUCUCCGACCCUGUACUUCAGUCUCAGUGACUGCUGGGGAGAACAGAAGCAAUCAACUUUUCAGCACAUGCCAUCAAGGCACCGCCAUGAUGCAAGAGCAAGCAAAUUAUGAUAGUAUGGCAAAUCAACAGGUUCCCUCUGAGAGACACAUUGAGAUGGAAGAUUUUGAUUUUCCAGAUGACCUUCUUGAUCUAGAUGUUGAAAGCUGUGGACCCAUAGGCCAUGAUCAAGCACAAGCUUUGAUCUCCGAUUUGAGUAGUAAUGCAUCAUGGGAAGACAGUUUGUACACUUUCAUUGAGGCACAAAUCAAGGCACAGGUCAGUUCGUGUAUGGAUCAAGCACCAUCUCAGACCCCAGUAACUUCUACACUGGCCUCUCUGCCUGUACAGUCAUCAGCCAGUUGUCAUGGGCAGGGGACGUCCAUGAGCUCUUCACCUCCAGUUGGUUCUCCCACAGGGAAGACAAGUUUACUCAGAGCAGCAGUCACUAAUCCAGACAUGGACAAACUUAUUGAACAGUUUCCAUUUCACACAGCUCAGACCUUCUCUUCUCAGAUGCCCCAGCAGACUCAAGAACUUCCCCCCUGUGGUCCCACUGUUGCUCAAAAGGUUGCGGCUUAUGAGCAAAGCAUUAUGGGAUCAUCCCCACCCCUUCAUACCUCCCACAAAGUCAACUGCAAAAUUUCUGCUCCAAUGAAGUCACCAGCUAGGAUGAUCUCCUCUGAAAAAAGUGACCAUGAGCAGUCCUACUUCAGUAACUCAAAGUCACCGAAGACAAUGAGCAUCUUUGGAAAGAGCCCAUGUUCAGCUGCAGCCAAUGUAAUGAGAACAUCUGCUAGUCCUGCCACUUCCUUCCCUCCUCAGAUGUCCCAAAUGCGCCGAUCUACUCCGCAGAAAUCAUUUUCCCCACCACAGACUAGCCCUACAAGUCGCUCGAAAACUUCGUCUCCAAGGGGCUCCGGGUCUGCAGAUCCAUCAUCUUCAUCUUCAGAACCUGUGUCUGUCAUGGUCUUGCGCAAGGAAAGUGGGCGUUCUCGUAAAUCCAAAAGUAUCGCCAUACAAACUGAAAGCAACUCCCAAGAAGUAUACCCAGAGUUUGAACUUAGUGCAUCUGACACAGUCAUGUAUCCAUCUGUAUCAUUCUCCUCACCCCCGGAAGCAUCCAGAAGAACUCCAGCACUCAGCGUUCCCUCUCCUGCGUCAUCUGCAGCUUCACCGAGCAUGACAGAGCUGGAGAAAUUCCUUAGAGGGCAGUCUGAUGCACAGGAUGGCUCAACACAUGAUGGCAACAGUCGGGAUGGCAGUGGUGCCGGCACUCCUUUCCUGCAGAGGCUACUCACGGGUGAGCUGAGUCGCGAUAACUACCAGAGGCUCGACCAGCAGAUGAUGGAAGAGGAAAGGAGGGAAACUGCAUUUCCUUCAGCAAGAUGUGAGAUGAGAGAACACAAUUUCUCUUGACAUGUUCUUGUGAUUCUUAUUCUUUCAGGUCAUAAAUGCAUCUCCUUCACAUUUUUUUUCAAAUUUUUUUUUGCCCAUACAGCUUUUUAUGAUAAUUACAUUUUUCAGCUCUUAAUCUGCUGGUAAUGCUAUCAUUGACAGUGAUGUACUUUGUCCUUCAGUUGCCAUUGGCAUUGCCACUAGACAUCUUUGCCAUAACUUUUGCAAACUCAACACAUUUAUUUUAUUGUUUGAUGAAGUGUGCAUGAAAAAUAGACUUUCAUGUAUGCUUUUAUAUAUGUUUUGUUUGCUUUAAAUGCUUUGUAAAUAGUUUUUUUUUUAAAUAUUGAUGUAGCCACGUAAAAUAUUUCUCUUUAGCUCAACAGAGAAAAGCAGCUUUUCUCAAAAAGGCCUCUUCACAAAGAUGUUAAAAUAUUCUUGUUUAAAGUGUCUAGUUUUUUACUUUUUUUGGGGGUGCAGGAUCAGUUUUUAAUGUUUUUUGAAAAUCCUAAUCACACUAAGAUAAAAAGAUUCUUAUGUACAAAAUUUAAAUAGAAGGCUCGUCUUUCUAGUUGGAAAAGGUCUUAAACUUUGAUGUAAAAAUUAGACCAGUAGAUGGCAGGUUGUUUAGAUUUUAAAAAAGAAUCUUAGAGCAAAAUAUAGCCACCAUGUCCUUUUGUCUAUUGACUACUUACUUCCAAUAAUUGACUCAUUUUGUCAAACUGCAUUUCAUUUGCUUUUUAAAAAAAUGUUUUGAGGCAUGCUACUGAAUUUCUCUUUUCACCUAGCUGGGAAUGAAAUUUUUAAGGAUCAUGAGAUCUAUGUCAUAAUUUUUCUUUUAAAGAUUGUAGAUUGUGGGCUUAUCUUCUUUAAGAUCAUCUAAAAUUCAGCUCUUAUUCCUUGGAUGCUGGCUAAUGUGCCAUAUUUUCUUUACUUUUUAUCACAUUUGAUGCUCAUUUAUUAUAACCUCUCUCUCUCUCUCUCUCUCUCUCUCU